AUGUGGAUCUAUUUAAACAAGAAAGUGAGCAUUCCGAAUGGCCUCAAGCUCAAUCAUAUAUCAUGGGAACACUACCACGGGUGGAUUGCUUGUGGAGGAGAAGGAGGAUUACUUAAAGUAUUGAAACUAGAAACGAAAACUGACGCCAAUCAACGAGGAGUCACAGCUCCGACAAGUCUCGAGUUCAAUCAAGGUUUAGGAGGCCAUAUGGGAAAGGAAAGCAAAGAUCAACAACCAAGCUCAGUCAUGCGAGUGAGCUGGAACGAGGAAAAUGAAAAACUUACAUCAUGCGACGCGAAUGGAUUAAUUAUUGUUUGGUAUUUUAAUAAGCAAAAGAAAGAAUGGGAUGAAGAAAUGUUAAACAACCGAGAGAAUGCAAUUGUCAGAGACUUGAAAUGGUCCAGCGAUGGACAGAAGAUUUGUAUUGUUUAUGAUGAUGGAGCUGUAAUUGUGGGAGGUGUUGACGGAAACAGAAAUUGGGGAAAAGCACUCAAAGUUCAAUUGACACAUGUGGAAUGGUCUCCUGAUGCAAGAUAUUUACUCUUCGGUACAUCUAAUGGAGAAGUAUGGCUCUUUGAUUCAAAUUCUGGAAUUAAAUUGCAUUCCAUCAAUAUUACUUGUGUUGAAAAUUCACAAGGCUCUGUUAAUGCUCUAGCUGGUGUUGACUGGUAUGAUGGAAGGGAGGGAUAUCCUGAUUUAAACGCUCCAACAUUGGCAAUUUGCUAUCGAAACGGAAGAUGCCAGCUGAUGAGAGGUGAUUUAGAUGACGAUCCUGUUUUGAUUGACACAGGUAUGACCAUAAGCGAACCCAAAUGGAAUCCUUCAGGAACUGUUUUAGCACUUGCUGGUCAGCAAGAAGCAGAAGGAAAAUCCAUUGGUGUUGUCCAAUUUUACAAUCCAUAUGGUCUUCACUUAAAAACUCUGAAAGUACCAGGAAAUGGAGUGAAAAGUGUGACUUGGGAAGGAUCUGGAUUAAGGCUUGCUCUUGCUGUAGAUGCUCACCUGUUCUUUGCCAAUGUAAGACCAAAUUACAGAUGGGGUUAUUUCUCUAAAACAAUUGUUUAUGCUUUUACCAAGAUUGAAAGACCUGAGCAGUGUGUCGUUUUCUAUAAUUACAAGACUCGACAAAAAUAUGUCAAAUAUAUCAAAAAGUUGUUGGCUCUCGAUGCGUGUGGAGAACAUUGUGUGUUGCUGACCAAAACGGAGGCUCCUAAGGAAGCAUUUGUAAUUAUUAUUUGCAAUUCGAUAGGUAGUCCUGUUGAAACCAAGUUUCAGUCUGUUGAGCCAAAGCACGUUGCCAUGACCAAGCAUCAUGUUGUUGUUUGCUCUGACUGUAAUGUUUAUGUUUGGAAUUAUAGACCAAAACAAGCAAAUCAAGGAAAUAUCUUAAAUUUAAAGGCAGACUCUGAGCAAUACUUGUUACACAUUGACCAGAACAAGUUCAAAAAGAUAGAGGAUGAAACAAAACUAGAAUCAACAACAACGGAUGACGCAAUCUGUUGCAUAUUUGCCAAUGAGAAAUAUCUCAUAAUCUCAAGAGAAUCAGGAACUGUGAAUGUGUAUACGUUGCUUCCAACACUUUCAUUUGUUGGAUCAUGCUCCAUACCCUGCAGACCUCUGAAGAUUGCUGUAAAUUGUGACUGUACAAAAUUGUCUGUUAUUGAUAUUAACAGUACAUUCCAAGUUUACAAUGUAUCAUCACCCCCAAAUACAGUCUCAUCAUUAAAUCAAACAGAAAAGAAAAAGAAGAAAGGCAAUAUCACCGCUGAGAAAUCAGAAUUGGAAAAGAAAGAUGUUUGGGAGAUGAGAUGGUCAGAUGACAAUCCUUCAUUAUUUGCAAUUAUGGAAAAAACCAAGAUGUACACAUUCAGAGAUUUGACUCCUGAAGAACCUGUAAUAACUUCAGCAUAUAUAUGUGCUUUCAAUAAUUUGAAAAUUAAGGCUGUUUUUAUGGAUGAUAUUAUGGCGAAUCCAGAUAUGCCAGAGAGUGACAGUGUUAUUACCUAUGAAACACGUUCAUUAAGAGACACUAAAGAAAUUAUUAGAAGUGUUAGUCUUCGAGAUGCGAACGAAUUUGUCAAGGAUAAUCCUCACCCAAGACUUUGGAGGCUUUUAGCUGAAGCAGCAAUGUCUGACCUUGAGCUGGACAUGGCAUACAAAGCUUAUAUUCAAUGUGGUGAUUACCAUGGUGUUUAUUUUGUUAAACAAAUCAAACAAUUAGAUAAUGAGGCAAAGCAAAAAGCAGAGAUUGAAGCAUAUUUUCAUAGAUUGGAUGAAGCUGAGAAAAUUUAUCGUUCUAUCGACAGAAAGGAUUUAGCCAUUGAUCUCAGAAAACGAUAUGGUGACUGGAAAAAGGUGCUCGCUUUGGUGAGAGAAAUGAAUGGUAGUGAUGAACUUAUGGUGGACGUUUUUAAUCAUUUAGGAGAUUAUUAUUCAGACAGACAGCAAUGGGACAGAUCGAUUCAGUUCUAUCUCAAAUCAAGAAACUUUGAAAAAUUAAUUGAAGCUUAUUAUAGAGUUGAAGAUUUUGAAUCUCUUGAAAGAAUGAUUGAAGAGCUUCCAGAAAACAAUCCUUUGCUUCCUGUCAUUGGUGACAAAUUGGCAUCCAUUGGGUUAUCUUUACAGGCCAUUCAAGCUUUGGUAAAAGGUGGAAAAAUCAAACAAGCUAUUGACGUUUGUGUAGAAUUGAAUCAAUGGGAUGAAGCUGUCACGUUGGCAGAAAAACAUAAUAUGGGUGAAAUUGAGGAUAUUCUCUACAAGUAUGCUAAUCACUUGGUUUCUCGUGGAGAUUUAUCCUCUGCCAUUGAGCUCUAUCAAAAGGCCAAUAGAAAUACAGAAUCAGCGAAGAUUCUAGUCAAGUUAGCUGAAGAAGAAGGAAAGACAAAGUUGUCACCACUUCGAGCUAAAAAGUUUUACGUCUUGUCUGCUCUUGAAAUUGAGAGGUACAGGAAUCGAUUGUUAAAUGAUCAAACUAUGAGAAUGAAUCCGAAUAAGGCCCUCCAAACAAUGCUUUCUCAUGACGCUACCACCAAUUUUGAAAAUCCAUGGAGAGGAGCAGAAGCUUAUCACUUUUUCCUUCUUGCACAAAAACAGUUGACAGAAUUCAAACUAGCUGAUUGCCUUAAUACUGCAAUGAGACUAGUGACAUGCUACGAAGAAUAUUUUGCACCAAAGGAAUUGUAUUCAUUGCUUGCUCUUGCUGGAUUCUAUGCUAAAGAGUUCAAAGUUUGUUCAAAAGCAUUUAUCAAACUAGAAUCCAUGGAAGGAUUAACAGAGGAAGAAAAGGAGAAGUAUGAACAACUUGCCAUAGAUAUUUUCAGAGAUAGUCCUGUGAAUAGUGUUGAUCUGGAAACAAGGCCAUGCCCAACUUGUGGAGCCGAUACCUAUGAUUAUGAAGGUUCAUGCAACUCUUGUAAUGUUCAAUUUUAUGCUUGUGUCGUCACGGGACGAAAUAUUGGAGAUCAAGAUUUUUGGACUUGCCCAACUUGCAAACAUCGGGCUAUUGAGAGUGAGAUUUACAAGUAUCACCAUUGUCCUCUUUGUCACUCAAGCCUCAUGUCUUCUACUUCAGGCGAUUUGUUUUAA
This is a messenger RNA of Naegleria fowleri, 3585 nucleotides long. RefSeq lists its product as uncharacterized. Gene Ontology annotation, biological process: intracellular protein transport; vesicle-mediated transport; non-motile cilium assembly. The record is from RefSeq and is a predicted model, not a curated record. Gene Ontology annotation, molecular function: protein binding. Gene Ontology annotation, cellular component: intraciliary transport particle A; non-motile cilium. The transcript is spliced from 3 exons. NCBI's taxonomy places the organism in Eukaryota, Heterolobosea, Eutetramitea, Acrasida, Naegleriidae. The coding region runs from base 1 to 3585 and encodes 1194 amino acids.